CCCAGUCGGCUCUUUUAUUCCAGAUGCUAGUUAGUAUACAUCAAUCUCAAUGAUGAAAAACUAAACAUUUAUAUGUAAAUACUUACAUAGAGUAAAUGUUAUUACAUAUGAAUGUUGCAUGUUAUGAUGUUAUGAUGCACUGCCUUAUAUCUACAACUAGAGUGUCACUCAGUAGAGCUCAUACCUCACGAUGUUAAUCUGAAUUAAUCCUGUCUCUGUGGUGAACCAGUGACGUCACCUCAUCUUUCCAACAUGGAGGCUGUGCUGGUGUUUCCCUUCAUGUGGAUCUUCUUUAAGAUCUCUGUCACUUAUAUUUUAAUUUCCAGCGGUUCAGAAGACGCAGAAACCAGAGAUGGAACUCGAUGAUGCAGAUAAAACAAUGGCGGCACAAACAUUGUGGGACUUUCACAGAGAACCAGUGGAGAGAGGCUGCACAGGAGGAACCAGAGGAGAGGUCACGAGGGAUGGACACGGACCCAACAACCUGCUGAGGGACGUCCAGGCCCUCAGCCAGCAGAUGGAGGCCCCUCAGUGUCAGCAGAGGGGGGGUGAUUGGUCUGUAGUUCGACGCCACCUCCAGGAGCUGAUCAGGGAAAACUCCGAGCUGAGGAAGAGACUGACACUCGCUCUGCAGCGCUGUCUGCUGGCCGGGCGAUGCACUGCGCACCAGGAGGAACUCACACAGACGGAGCUUCGCCUGUGGGACAGACGCCUCCUGCUGACGAGGAGGAACGUCUCUGCCCAGAAGACAAAAACCGUCUCAUUCAUCAACGGAGACAUGAGACACAUUUUAGAAGACGGGAAAGUGGUGUAUUAUUAUGCCGGUGCACAGAUUACACACACCACCCACCCGAGUGGUCUGGAGAUACUUCACUUCCCCAACCAGCAGAUCGAGAAGCGACACCCCGGAGGGAGGAGAGAGAUCGUGUUUCCAGACGAGACCAUCAAGUCUUUGGAGCCCGACGGCAGCGAGAGGACGAUCUUCAGCGACGGGACCAUCGUUCUCGUUUCACCGUCCGGGGAGAAGAUGAUUGAUUUCCCCGGUGGUGAAAGAGACGUCCACACUCCUCAGUUCAAGAGGAGACAGUAUCCUGACGGGACGGUUCGGACCAUCUACCCCGACGGACGCCAGCAAACCCAGUACACAUCAGGACGAGUGCGAGAGAAGAACAGAGUCACACAAUCUCAAUAACUGUUUGUGUUCACAUGGGCAGGAGAUAUUCUUUUUAAAUGUUUGUCACGUUCUUUUGUGUCACACUUUUGUUUCUCCUGAUCCAGAUCAUGUGGCAGCACUUUCAUCUGAAUAAGUGAUGAACUUAUGAAUGUAGCACGGUCAAGUCUCCAUGAGCGAAAUCUGAGUCCGUCACUGAAAUGAAUGAAAUGGCUUAAAACUCCACAAAUAUAAAUGUUGAAAGUUUCUACUAACUGAACUAAACACAACCUACAAAAUGUUAUGACAAGGAUUCAAUAAAAUUAUGAAUUAUUUUCUUUGUGCUGUUGUAAACACUGCAAAAAAUGUGUUAAACCACUUUCCACG
Pleuronectes platessa (European plaice) is the source of this 1537-nucleotide messenger RNA. Its product is annotated as centromere protein J. Gene Ontology annotation, biological process: cilium assembly; centriole elongation. The coding region runs from base 353 to 1192 and encodes 279 amino acids. Gene Ontology annotation, molecular function: tubulin binding. The transcript has 7 exons. NCBI's taxonomy places the organism in Eukaryota, Metazoa, Chordata, Actinopteri, Pleuronectiformes, Pleuronectidae. Gene Ontology annotation, cellular component: nucleus; centrosome; centriole. The record is from RefSeq and is a predicted model, not a curated record.